AUGGCAGCAGCAAGUACAAUCUGCAAGUUGCACUGCAGCAAUUCACCCAAUGCUCUUUCAAUCACAACUUCCAAACACAUGAGCUCUGCCUCCUUGAAGGACAAGGACAGCAGAUGCCGGGAACAUCGUCACCUCAUUAGUAACUGCAGCAACAGCAACUGCAGCAACAACAUCUGCAGCAGCAAGACCUGCCACAAAAACACUUGCAGUAACAACACCUGUAGCAGCAACACCUGCUACAAAAACACCUGCAGUAACAACACCUGCAGCAGCAACACCUGCCACAAAAACACCUGCAGUAACAACAACUGCCGCAACAACUGCAGCAACUGUAACUGCAGCACCAACACCUGUGGCAGCAACACUUGCAGUAACAACACCUGCAGUAAAUGCACCUGCAGGAACAAUAACUGCAGUAUUAAUACCUGCAGCAACAACACCUGCAGCAAUAACAAUUGCAGCAACAACAACUUCAGUAACGACAGUUGA
Molecule: messenger RNA, 489 nt
Organism: Carcharodon carcharias (great white shark)
Lineage: Eukaryota; Metazoa; Chordata; Chondrichthyes; Lamniformes; Lamnidae
Product: keratin-associated protein 5-3-like
Exons: 2
Coding region: 1-489 (162 amino acids)
Source: RefSeq, a predicted model, not a curated record